CCUCUAAUUAUAAGACUCUUUGAGAUCAGUUUAGCUAUACAGAGACACAGCCUAAUUACAAUGAAAGGAGGAGCUCAUUUCCUUGUUGGUUUUGUCCUUCUGGCUUUGGCUUCGUCAUUUGCCUCUGCCUAUGACCCUAGUCCCCUUCAAGACUUCUGCGUGGCCAUUAAGGACGCCAAGGAUGGCGUCUUUGUCAAUGGAAAAUUCUGCAAGGACUCAAUGCUUGUAACAGCAAAUGAUUUCUCCUUUUCGGGUCUUAAUAUUGCUGGAAACACAUCAAAUCAAGUUGGAUCAAAUGUAACUCUCUUAAAUGUUGAUAAAAUACCAGGACUCAACACUCUUGGUAUAUCCUUAGCUCGUAUUGAUUUCGCACCAUAUGGAGGUCUAAACCCACCCCACACUCAUCCUCGUGCUACAGAAAUUCUAAUAGUCUUGGAAGGCACCCUGUAUGUGGGUUUUGUGACAUCAAACCCCAAUCGCCUCAUUACCAAAGUUCUAAAUGCAGGAGAUGUUUUAGUGUUUCCAAUACGUCUCAUUCACUUCCAAUUCAAUGUUGGAAAAACUAAUGCAGUAGCUAUUGCUGCAUUGAGCAGUCAAAACCAGGAGUCAUCACAAUUGCAAAUGCAUGUGACUUCAACCAAGAUCAAUGCACCAGAAGAUCAGCAUUUAACUGAAGGUGCUGAAGAUGCUGAUGUAGUAAUUGCAGAAAGAAUCAUCGAUAUUUUUUAUCAAUCAAAUCUGAUAAUGUAG
This is a messenger RNA of Hevea brasiliensis (rubber tree), 750 nucleotides long. Its product is annotated as germin-like protein subfamily 1 member 7. Gene Ontology annotation, cellular component: cell wall. Bases 61 to 750 code for a protein of 229 amino acids. Gene Ontology annotation, molecular function: manganese ion binding. The transcript has 3 exons. NCBI's taxonomy places the organism in Eukaryota, Viridiplantae, Streptophyta, Magnoliopsida, Malpighiales, Euphorbiaceae. The record is from RefSeq and is a predicted model, not a curated record.